CGGGGUAAUUGUACUUCCAGUGCCAGCAAGUGAAGACGAGACGGACUCAAGACCACCCAAAACGGCCGUGCCACGUGCGCCCAAAUGGAUUGGAAUGCCUGACGGCGCCGCGGCCUUCCGGGCUCGGCGCUUCGACGAGGCUGAAGCCAUCUACUCCGAGGCAUUGCAAAGCUCGAGCAGUGCCGAGGGCCGAGCACAAGCGCUUUGUAGCCGUGCGCAGUGUCGUCUCAAGCUCAAGAACUUCAAGGGCGCUCGGGAGGACGCCGCCCUGGCACGUGCAUUGCAGCCGGAGAACCCCAAAACCUGGUACCGACUGGGCUGCGCUUUGGCGUGCGGAGUUCCCCGCUUCAAUGAAGCUCUGGAGGCCUUCGAAGAGGCCAAGCGGCGAGCGCCCGAGAACACGGAGGUGGAAAGGGCUUUGCAGACGCUGUUAAAGAGGAAGAGCGAGGCAGAAGGUCGUUAUGACUGGCUGGAGGUCUACGAGAAAUACUUUGAGACGGGGCCCUUGGCUGUGGCGGCGAACGAGAGGCCCGAACCCCUCGACGGAAGAGGAAUCGUUUUGCUUCAGCUUUCAACGUGCACUGUAGGUGCUUUGCACAUGUUCGCAGUUGUGCAAAACUGUAUGUAGAUAGUUCGUGGCUUGUCUACAUGCCAGAAAUCGUGUUCCUCUGAUGUAUGUGCACAGUUGCGGAUCAUUCACUACUGAUCAGUGAGGGGCCGUUUGCAGGAGCCGCUGCCAAUUCUGAUGUCAUUUCAUUUCUCAAUGCCGUGUUGUACUGUUGUACAAAACUCAGACUGAUGAUGUUUGGUACCAAUGGCCAAUUUCACACCACAGCCAUUGGGAACUUGGCUGCCAUAAUGGCACAAUGGGACUUGUACCUUAGUGUAACUUAGUCCCUUCGGCCAUGGUCGUAGGUCGGGUUGGCAGUGGUUUCAGGUUCAGAGAUGUUGAACGCAUGCAAUUCUGGAGAAAUCGUCAAGGAAUAAAGAGCAGGGAGAGAGAGAGAGAGAGAGAGUGAGUGAGG
Messenger RNA from Durusdinium trenchii, 1025 nucleotides. NCBI's taxonomy places the organism in Eukaryota, Dinophyceae, Suessiales, Symbiodiniaceae. The record is from the annotation of a GenBank genome assembly.